AUGUGUUACUAUAGUGAUAUUAAUACUUUCAAACGUACUUGGAGCCUUACGAUUCCUACUCACACUCGUCAUCCCGUCGUCAACCACAUACCACUAGACAAUACAAAUGCAGAAGUUCAUAUAUGGCACGGGAAAUACCCUGUUGCAGGAAUAUGCAAAAAUAGAAAACACCGAUUGGUGGGACUUCAAGAACAAUUGUCAAAAGAGGGACAUACUACUUAUCUCCACGAUUUGAGUGACUUUUAUGAAAUCACCGAAAUAAAAGUUAAUGAAGAGGUUGUUCAUCACUGCAAAAUUACUGAUUUUCAGUUUGGAGGUGAUGGGGAGCUGGAUCCGCUAUGCAAACUAAUUGUAGAUAAAGUCAAUACUGCAUAUUAA
Schistosoma bovis is the source of this 378-nucleotide messenger RNA. The record is from the annotation of a GenBank genome assembly. NCBI's taxonomy places the organism in Eukaryota, Metazoa, Platyhelminthes, Trematoda, Strigeidida, Schistosomatidae.